This is a messenger RNA of Wallemia ichthyophaga EXF-994, 801 nucleotides long. RefSeq lists its product as uncharacterized. Gene Ontology annotation, molecular function: protein binding. The coding region runs from base 1 to 801 and encodes 266 amino acids. The record is from RefSeq and is a predicted model, not a curated record. Lineage: Eukaryota; Fungi; Basidiomycota; Wallemiomycetes; Wallemiales; Wallemiaceae. The transcript has a single exon.
AUGGCAGACGCAGACUCCGCAUCCAACGCACCCAACGCACCCAACGCACCCACCGCCGAACAGGCAGCCCGCAUAGUCAUUUCCGCCGCCGCCAACGACCGGCCCGCUCUCGAGGAGUACUCCACGCUCCACGGCCAGGACAGCCUCUACACCGCCCGCGACGACGUUGGCCACUCCGUGCUGCACGCCAUCUGCGAGAAAGGGCACUACGAGCUCCUCGAAUGGCUCCUCCCGCCGCACGUCCCCUCUCCGCCGGGCCCGUCGCCCGCCAACGCCCCGCUCUUCUCCUCCUCGCUCUCGCCCACGCCUCACCUCACCCACGCCAUCCUCGACGCCCACACACCCGACCAGCGCUCUCCGCUGCAUUACGCCGCACGCAAGGGCCACCUGGAUGUAGCCAGGGCCCUCCUCGCGUACGCGUCUACGCGGCCAGCUGCUCUCGACCCAGCCACCUACUCGCGCAAGGAGGUGCCAAGAGCCGCGGCGCGAGCAGCGGAUGCUAUCGAGGGUCGCCAACACACGGCCGAGUCCGUCCUCCUACACAAGCGCACCGCCAGGAAUCGCCUCGCGCAGGAUGAGGCUGAGCUCGCUGGCCACACCGCUCUAGCUUCCUUCCUCGCGGAAAGACGCAUCAAGUCUUCUAACGAUCCAGAUGAACAGACUAGUGCUGGUGUCGCGGCGAGUCCUAGACCUAGACCCUCCCCUGAUACCCAGAAACAGGAGAAACGGUCGGAUACUGCGAUAGGCGAUGCUAUCGAAGCUAAUGAUCCUGUCGAUGAGGCUAAGGAGUUGAUGAGAUGA